Messenger RNA from Eublepharis macularius, 7913 nucleotides. RefSeq names its product LRR binding FLII interacting protein 1 (gene LRRFIP1). Gene Ontology annotation, biological process: regulation of transcription by RNA polymerase II. Bases 56 to 3844 code for a protein of 1262 amino acids. The transcript is spliced from 15 exons. NCBI's taxonomy places the organism in Eukaryota, Metazoa, Chordata, Lepidosauria, Squamata, Eublepharidae. Gene Ontology annotation, molecular function: DNA-binding transcription factor activity, RNA polymerase II-specific; RNA polymerase II cis-regulatory region sequence-specific DNA binding. The record is from RefSeq and is a predicted model, not a curated record.
UCUUCUCCCUCACGCCGAGGAAUCUUGGCGAGGGCAGCGGCGGCACCAGGGCGCCAUGGAGCUGGCGGGGGCGCAGCAGCAGGGGCCCGCCGGGCGGAAGAGGCUGCCCCACCGGGAACGGCCCGCGGCCGAGGACGAGGCUCUGAACCAGAUCGCUCGCGAGGCUGAAGCCAGGCUUGCAGCGAAGCGUGCAGCACGAGCUGAAGCCCGGGAAAUCCGAAUGAAGGAACUUGAGCGGCAGCAGAAAGAGAUCUAUCAAGUUCAAAAGAAAUAUUGUGGUCUGGAUGCAAAGUUUGGUGACAUCGAGCAAUGGAUGGAAGACACUGAGCGUUACAACCGUAAAUCUAGAAGAUAUGCCUCGGUUUCAGAUGAAGAUGAGCGCAUGUCAGUGGGUAGCCGUGGAAGCCUAAGGCCAUCGGAGUACAGUUACUACCUUGGCUCAGGAUCUCGGGCUUCUUCUAGAGCUAGUUCUGCUCGUGCAAGUCCAGUGGUUGAAGAAAGGCCUGAGAAAGACUUUGAGAGGGGGGUUCGUACUGUGUCAAGUUUAUCAGCGGCUACCUUGGCCUCCCUAGGUGGAACAUCUUCACGGAGAGGAAGCGGAGACACCUCCAUUUCAAUUGAUACUGAAGCAUCUAUUAGAGAAAUUAAGGACUCCCUAGCUGAAGUUGAGGAGAAAUACAAGAAGGCUAUGGUUUCAAAUGCUCAGCUAGACAAUGAGAAAACAAAUUUCAUGUAUCAAGUAGAUGCUUUAAAGGAUGCGUUGUUAGAACUGGAAGAACAGCUUGCAGAAUCCAGAAGACAAUAUGAAGAAAGAAACAAGGAUUUUGAAAGAGAAAAACAUGCUCAUGGUAUAUUGCAAUUUCAAUUUAUGGAAGUCAAAGAGGUUUUGAAGAACAGAGAAGAACUACUUGCAGAAAUCCGUCAACUGCAACAGAAACAGGAGGGCUAUAACAGGGAAAUUUCAGAUCUUCAGGAGACAAUAGAGUGGAAAGAAAAAAAGAUAGGGGCAUUAGAGAGGCAGAAAGAGUUCUUUGAUUCGAUAAGAAGUGAGCGAGAUGAUCUUAGAGAGGAGGUGAAUAUACUGAAGGAACAAUUGAAGAAGCAUGGAAUAAUACCCAGUUCAGAGGUAACUACCAAUGGAGAAACCUCUGGUGAUAGACUUUCAGAUUCUUCCACAAUUGUUCCAGUGACGAAUCAUGUUGUUAAGGUAGCUGAAGAUGGCACUCUAGGCAGAGCCAUUGAAAUGGAGAUGAAAAAUGAGAGUUUGGAGAAUGUGAGGAAAAGAGAAAUCUUGCAGAAUACUGAGCAGGAGGAACACAGAGAGGAGAAUAAGGAGAUGGAAAUUGUGCAGGAAUGUUUGGACACAAAGAAGUUGCUCGCAGAUGGAAAUGUGGAGACAGAGAAAAUCACAGAAGGCAAAGUUGUAUCAGCGCUGUCAUUAAACAGCGGACUUGAGGAACCAGCUAAAAAUCUUUCAGUGCGUGUUCCAGGAAAUGUUUGUUCCCUUAAAAAUAGUGAUGUAGCUGAAUUAAGGGGUGAAGGGGGGGUAUUGGGUAAUACACCAGAAGUGAAGGAGGCUAAUGCUGAAAACAUUGAACAUGGAAGUGUUGUAAAUAAAAGUGAUAAUCAAAAUAACAUAGCAGAUCCAUGUAUUGAUGCUAAUCAGGAAACAAAUAUAGUGUCAGAAGUACUCUCCCAACCACUGAAUAAAGAAAAGCAGAAAGAUGUUUUAGUUGACGAGCCAGGGACCAAUAAUAACGAAGCGUUUGAGCAAACUUUAGAUUUUGUGACUAAGAACCCCAUGGAAAUAUCCAGUCCAUUAGAACCACUGAAUAAAGAAAAGCAGAAAGAUGUUUUAGUUGACGAGCCAGGGACCAAUAAUAACGAAGCGUUUGAGCAAACUUUAGAUUUUGUGACUAAGAACCCCAUGGAAACAUUCAGUCCAUUAGAACCACUGAAUAAAGAAAAGCAGAAAGAUGUUUUAGUUGACGAGCCAGGGACCAAUAAUAACGAAGCAUUUGAGCAAACUUUAGUUUUUGUGACUAAGAACCCCAUGGAAACAUCCAGUCCAUUAGAACCACUGAAUAAAGAAAAGCAGAAAGAUAUUUUAGUUGACGAGCCAGGGACCAAUAAUAAUGAAGCAUUUGAGCAAACUUUAGAUUUUGUGACUAAGAACCCCAUGGAAACAUCCAGUCCAUUAGAACCACUGAAUGAAGAAAAGCAGAAAGAUAUUUUAGUUGACGAGCCAGGGACCAAUAAUAAUGAAGCAUUUGAGCAAACUUUAGAUUUUGUGACUAAGAACCCCAUGGAAACAUCCAAUCUGUUAGAAUCACCGAUAUCAGCAGAUGACACUUCUACAAACACACCAAGGCCUAAUGAUGAACACCCAUGUGAUGCCAGAGAAAGUACAGAAAACAAGAGUGAUUUGGAGAGAGAGCUUGCUGAAGGUGAAGGAAGUUUCGAACUAACUGAUAACGCUGAAUGGAAUAAAAAGAAUACCAAUAAAGCUAAAGAAAAGAAUGUUACAGAAAAUGAUGUCCUCCAGCAGGAAACCAAAGAAAUAGCUCCAUCAGCAGAGAAGGGAGAAACACUGUGUACCAGUGAAAAUGUACAAGCUGAGUUUGUGGAGGAACAAAAACAAGUUAAAAUGGAGGAAUCCCAGUCCAUGUCUUUAAAACAUGAUUUGUUGGUUGAAGAGGAACAAAAUGAGCAAGAAGCAAGAGAAAGUGAAAUUAAUACUGGGAAGAGUCAAGCUAAAAAGACAAAAGAAGGAGAAGCAUUGUUGGGAGCACUGGAUGCUGAUUCUGAGAAGAAUGAGCAACAUACCACAAAAGAGAAAAUCACUGAAGAAACUGUUGUAGAAAGUGCACACUUUACAGAAAAAGCUGUUGUAGAUAGUGUGCCACAAAGUGAAUGCCUGGUCCAUGACGAAAGAAUAUUAGAGGAUGACAGGGAGAUAAAAUCUGAAUUCAUACCUGAUGGCAAAACACAGGCAGAUAUCUCCGCUGCUCAUGAAGAACUUGCCAAAGAAGAUCAUGGAGAAGACAUUCCAACACAAGUUAAAUAUGAGCCUACAGGAGAGCAGUGUGCAGAAGAACAAGAAGUUGAAAUUAUUCAGGAGCCAGCUAUAAUUACAAUUACGGAGCAUACUGAAGAAGCAGCCCAAGGGAACAAAGUGGAUGAGAAUCCCAGAAAGGCAGAGGACAUGCAUGAUACUGUGCCAGACAUCCGGGAUGCUUUUUGCGUUGAGUCACGAAAGGCUGACUUCAGUGUUCGAGAAGAAAAGCCCGAGAGUGAAGAUGAAGAUGCUACAGAAGAAUAUCAUGAAGCAAUUGAUUUUAACGAGCCCCCUUCUGGAGAAUUUAAUACUGCUGACAGGAAUGUAAACGAAGGUGAUGAAGAGGAGAAAAAUAAUCAAACAGAAGAGACAGGUGGAGCUGCAGAAGAGGCAACGCAGAAUGUGCUCAGAGAUGAUUAUGACAAUGAGGACAAGGAUAAAGAACAUGUUGCAGAAGAUGAUAACGAGCAAACCUAUCAAAGCUCUAUGAACAAGGUGAUAAAUGAGAGUAUAUUGACGGAAGGUGAUGAGAACAUUCAAGAAGAGAAUCAAAAGGAAUCCGAAAAAGCGGAGCAUUUGCAAAUGGAUCCUUCCAUUGCUGUGUCCACAAAGGCACCAUGUGAAAUGUUGUCUGGCACAAAUGGAAAUUUGUUAGAUGAAACCAACACAAAAGAAAUUGCAGAGCAGCAAAAAAACCUAGGAAGAAGAGUAGAUGAAAGCCAAGAGGAAGCCCAAGUGACUAGGAAGGGUAAAGGUAAAUCUCGGGAAGACUGUGUAAUAUCGUAAUCUCAGAAGCUGGGUUGUUGUUGCAUGUUACAUACUAGAUAAGUUUCAGGGUGAAAAAUGACUUUUGUGCAAUAAACCAAAGAAAACUUUUCUUACUUCUGCUUCUUUAAAAAGGAAGAAUUUCAUUGUGAACUGAUUUAAUAUAAAUACAUUUAUGAAGCUCUUUUCCUAUAGCAAUUAUGAAUGUAUUGAAGAUUUUCUUUAAUUCUCAGGUUUAAUGAUCAUUUAUCAUAACAGUACAAAUCUAUCAAUCAUGUUAAUUUUUAGUGAAGUGAUUUUAAUCACAUCAAGAGUACACACCAUGUUUUUAUCUUUUCAGUAUUUGAAUGAAAGCUUCAAUGUUCUUAGAACCUGAUCACCUUUCAGUAUAAGUUAGCAAUAAGAUGUCAGACAAAUUUAUAUUUGAUUCCUGUCAUUGUAAUGUACAGUACUUUCAUUAUCCUUAAAAAGCAACGGGUAAUUUGUUUUAAAGAUGAACAUUGUUCGGUUUUAAUAUUAACACAUUCUAAAUUACUACCAUACUGUGUUGACAAAAUAUGGUUAAAAUCCUUCGGUGAACAGAAGGGUACCUUUGGAUCCAGACCAUUCGCUUUAGCUAUUUUGCACUGAAUCAAGCUUUUAUCUUCUUGAAUGCGUCCAGUUCACACUGUAUUUAGCCUUUUUAUCAACUAACAUUUGUUGCAACGUAUUUCUAUCUGUGCCCUCCCCAAACACUGUACAGAAAUGUUUUCUUACAUGUAUUACUUUCCCCCUUUACCAUUUGCUGGAAUGCAGGCAAAUGCGAAGUUCUCCUUGAAUACCUUAAUCAUUAUUUAAAACCAAAAAAAGAAAAGAUAGUGACUACUGCUUCUUUAUUUACAAAACUAUUACAUAGUAUACUUUUUGAAUAAAAUAAAUAUACAUUUCUAAUUCAUCUCUCUGUGCCUUCUUUCUAAAUAUACACCAACUAGGAGGGUUUUGAUUGUAUAACUCAACAUUUUUUAUUUCGUUUCAAGCUAUUAAAAUCAAAGGAAGGUGCAAACUAUAGAGCUGUAGUACGCUAAGCAUGCAACAGAUGUAUGUGUUCUGUGAAACAAGAAAAAGUACAAAAAGAAAAUGCAAAAUGUAUAUCCCAUGUGUUGAGCUGAAUAUAAUGGAAUAAAUGCUUUAUACUUAAAAUUUGCCCACUCUUUGCAAAGCCAUUUAUAAUUAAAUUGAUACUGUUCCUAAUGUGCUUAUAACACUCUGGUAUCUUGCUGCUUCUAGGUAUCCCUGUUGGUUGGUUUCUUAGAUUUGGCAGUUGGUCACAAAAGUUAAUUUGCUUCUUUAUGCAAAUAGGACUAGGAUGCGUUAAACUUCCUCUUGAGCCAAGAGGAAAGGUGGGAUAUAAAUAUUUUAAUAAAUAACUUUAACAUAAUUAUAUAUCUACCUACUACAAAAUAGGCAAAGUGACUGUAAACAUAUAACUUGCUAACUGCUAUUUCAACUAAUUAUGCGAGUUAUCUUUUAAAGAUUUAUUUAGUAAUAAUUUUAAGGAAUGUGUUGAAUCAAGCUGUUCGUUCCUGCUGCUGAUUCCUUCCUAGGAUUGCCAGGUCACCUGGGGUCCAAACUGGGGGAUGGGGGACAGGUGUCUUGGGGGCCCCUGCAUGGGGGCAUUUUCCUUAGAAUCAGAAAAUUUUAAGGAAAAUACUCCCACAUGGGGGCCUUCCUUUGAUUGUUGUGCCAGGAAUGAUGUCACUCCUGGUGCAACAAUAAAGGCUUCAGAAUGUGCAGAAGUGUGCUCCAGAGCUCCCCAGCCCAUUCCCCGCACCCCGCCAGCCAGGUAGAAGGCAAUGAGGAGCAGAGGCUGAGGAUGGAGAAUCCCUCAAUCCCACUGGGGGACUGUGAACCCUAAUGCUUCCUAUAAAAUUGCUUUCUGGUGGGUUAGAGCCAGUGAUCCAUAGAUGCAAGAAUUGCAGAUUUUUCCCUAUUCUCCUUUCCAGCUAUAGGAAACCUUUUAGCCAUGCAGGUCUGGAGUCUACAGUGGAAAGGAAGAAGACAACAAAAUCAUUCUUUCUGCCUAUUUCAUCAGUAUCAUUACGAUGAUAGGAAAAAAAUGAAAUCCGUCCCUCAAGUCAGAAUUGACUUAUGGCGACCCCUGGAGUUUUCAUGGCAAGAGACUAACCCAGGUGGUUUGCCAUUGCCUGCCUCUGCAAACCUGGUUUUCGUUGGAGGUCUCCCAUCCAAUUACUAACCACGGCUGACCUGCUUAGCUUCUGAGAUCUGACGAGAUCAGGCUCUCCUGGCCUGUCCAGGUCAGGGCUACAGUGAUGGGAGAAGAGGGCAAUUUCUCCCCUGCUUCAUUGCAUUUCCCAAUUCACAUGGCUGUUAGUGAUCAGAAGCCCAGCUGAUUUCCCUUCUCUUUUCUCUGCCCCAAGUUCAGGCUGCAGAGGGAAGGAGAGAAACGAGCUCUUUCUCCCUUCUCUUUUGCAGAAUAGACAUUAAAAACAUUGCAUCUGUCCCGGUUCAACUUGGAGGGGAAGGAAGAGAAAUGAGUUAUUUCACCUCUCCCUUUUGCAACUAUUGCUAUUACAGCAAUUUUGCUGGGGGAGAGUUGAAACUGAACCUGUCUCCUAGCUGAUCCCCUGAUUAGCUGCGAAUCAGCUACUGGCCAACAGGUAGUGUAAGUUGCUUGAUUCAAUCCAAACCUAUUCUUGAUUGGCUCAGGCUUACAGACCGAUCAUGAGUGUCAAAUAGGUUAAGAUCAAGUGCCAAAUAGGUUGGUUGAGAAAUUUGUGGCAUCCCUAAUCUUGAUACCACUUGAUCAAAAAUGGAGUCUCACAGCCUAUAGACAUGAUUGUUUAAUUUGUCAAGCUAUAGUUAAAUUGCAAUAUUUUACAAAAUCUCACUUGAAUUGCAAUUUCAUAAAUCAUUUGAGCUGCUAUUGCUUGCUGUACUACAAAGAGCAAACUUGAUAUUUGAGAAGCUUUCAACCUGAAGUAAACUAGCCAAGGUCUACUAAUAUCUCGUUAAUACUAAUAUCCUGUUAAUUCUAAACAGAAGUUAGGAGUUCAGGCCUUAUGUCUUCAUAACACGGAAACAGUGCUCCAUUUAUAGGGAUAUAGGCUGAUAGUUUGAGAUUAUCCAGUGCUGGCCUUCAUGUGCUAACAUUAGAUGAGAUGAGGUUGGUGAGCGUGUGUGCCAUCUCAGCUGCAGCACCAAGCUUUAGAUUUUUUUCCUGCGCAGGCCUAACCAGCCAGCUCGUCAGUAUCCUUCUGAAAGUCAAUAAAGAAUCACAGACCAGUCUAUUCUGGGGAGGGGGCUUUGAAGGGGGCUAGAUACCAAUAUGCCAUUUUUAUGGACGGCUUUUUAUUCUGUAGCUUGUAUUUAUUCUGUUUUUAUUGCUUCUGAGUCUUUUAUGUAUCAUGGCUGUACCUUUUUAAAUGUUAAUUUGGAAUAUUUUUUUUACUUAUGGAUUCUUUGAUACUUUAUGCUCAUUUAUAUGGUUUUGUUAUCGUUUUGUCAUUGUUGUUUAUUAACUGUGUUCAUCAGUUUCUUGUUUUAAUGUUGUAAACUGUUCUGAAUAUUUUGUAGAAGAAGAAAAGUAAUCUAAUGAAUAAAUUAACUAAACACAUAUAGCUAUAUCUACUCAAUAGUCCUAAUAGAAUGAGAUUCCUUGUGGUUGCUGGUUACCUUCUGUGCGAAGGACAAUUAUUGGUUUCCAGAGAAAUGCAUAAGAAGCUCUUUGCAUACUUCUUUUUGAACAUUAAUCAUCUUCUGCAAUAUUCUAUUAAAUAUCCUGUCGACUUGCGAAAGGUACUCGCAUGUGGUGAGGUAUGAGAGCCAAGUGACCGAGGAAGGGGAGCUGGUGAUCAGGAUAUAUAAAACGAAGGGGGGAAGCUUGUUUCUUAGUUCUGAAGUAAUGCUGACAGCAUUUAAGAUGUAUGUUUAGUCUGAACACAUGAAAUGUAAUGAUGACUGUUGUAUGACACAAUGAACUUCCUCUGUAUUUGAAAAAAAAAAUUCCAAAGCCACCCACUGGAACUUAAUAAAUACCAAAUGACCAAAUUGUUUCUGGGAAGCCUGUAAUAAAGAGUGAUUGAAUUUUCAA